AGAAUAUUUAAUUCAAGUCUGAAAUUCAAUUAAUAUGGACACACUCAGAGCAAUUUCCUCGCUUAUUUUGUUAAUAAUUUCAAUAAUUAAUUUCACAAAUGCCGUGCCGCAAUGGUAUAAUGGAACCGACGGCAGACGAUAUUUGGUUGAAGGAGAACAGAAGUACAACUGGUUCCAAGCAUUUCAUGAGUGUGCCCGUCGCAAUUUGCAGUUGGUGGAAAUCGAGUCCCGGCAAAAGAAUGAGAUUUUGAUUGCCAUACUGAAACCACUUUUUGGCAACUCCCAUAACCUUUGGAUAGGUGCCAUCGAUGAAUAUAAUGGCCAAAAGAAUUACAAUCGCCCCUUCUACUGGCACUCGUCUGGCAAACGGAUGACCUUCUCCUAUUGGUCCGACAGCAAUCCGGACAAUGACCGCAAUGAUGAACAUUGUGUUCACAUGUGGGCCAGUAAGCCCAAUUACAAAUGGAAUGAUCAUCAUUGUGAUUGGCCGCGUUUGGGUUUUAUUUGUGAGGAUCAUUAUCUCCAAGCUGAAUGCAGAAAAGUUUCAGAGAAAAAAAUCACACAGAUUACAAAUGUGGCUGAGACAGUUGUGGGGGAAUAUUAUGAACAACAAGAGGCCCAAAUAGAUAGUCUGAAAAAGGCACUGGACAAAAUUGAAACGGAGGAGUUGCAUUUUAAGGAACAGCUCAAUGAGCUAUUGACGCAAAUAGAAGCUGAAACGAAUACAUUACUGGUCAAGUAUAGAAUGGAAAUGAACUCAAUGGUGGAUGAGAGAAAUCGGGUGUUACAUAAUACAAAUUUGGGGUUACGCAGUGCCAUAGAAGUUUUGACCAAGAAAUUUAGUAAAAAAUUGGAAACGACUAAAACCGAUUACAGGAAUAUUUUACAAGAAUGAGUACAGCAUUUAAAUAAGAGAUUUUCCAAUAAGAGUUGUGAUUUUUAAUAUUUAAAAUGAAAUAAAUAAUUUAACCUAAGAAACCGAAUCUCCUUUAGGGGUUUGACCCACAAA
Musca domestica (house fly) is the source of this 1009-nucleotide messenger RNA. RefSeq names its product lectin subunit alpha. The transcript is spliced from 3 exons. Gene Ontology annotation, biological process: biological process involved in interspecies interaction between organisms. Gene Ontology annotation, cellular component: external side of plasma membrane. The record is from RefSeq and is a predicted model, not a curated record. Gene Ontology annotation, molecular function: carbohydrate binding. Bases 35 to 895 code for a protein of 286 amino acids. Lineage: Eukaryota; Metazoa; Arthropoda; Insecta; Diptera; Muscidae.